Verticillium dahliae VdLs.17 is the source of this 657-nucleotide messenger RNA. RefSeq lists its product as uncharacterized. The record is from RefSeq and is a predicted model, not a curated record. The transcript has 2 exons. Lineage: Eukaryota; Fungi; Ascomycota; Sordariomycetes; Glomerellales; Plectosphaerellaceae. Bases 1 to 657 code for a protein of 218 amino acids.
AUGCCGUUCCCCCACAAGCAGGUCCUGAUCACAGGCGCCACGUCAGGCAUAGGCCUAGCCCUCACGGAGCGCCUCCUGACGAACAACAUAUCCGUCAUAGCCGUCGCCCGCAGCACGGCGCGCCUCGAAGCGCUCCUCGCCAAACACGGCCCCGCCCACCUGGCCAUCGAGCCCCUCGACGUGACAGACCUCGCCUCGCUGCCCGACUGGACGGCCCGCAUCACAGCAACCUACCCAGCCGUGACGGCCCUGUCCCUGAACGCGGGAGUCCAGCACGCCCUGCCCCUCGGGCCCCCGACCACCACCGCCGGGGCCAGCGACGGCACGGGGGUCUCCGCCGUCACCGCCCUCCUCGCCGCGACGACGGCCGAGCUGACAACAAACUACCUCGCGCCGCUGCACACGACGCUGCUCUUCCUGCCGCACCUGCGCGCCCACGCCGCCGCCGGCCGCCCCGCCGCCCUGUACUACAUCACCAAGGCCGCCCUGCGCGCCCUCGCCUGGCAGGUGCGGGCGCAGCUCCGGGGCGAGGAGCGGCAGCCCGGCCGGGACGCCGUCAGGGUUGUCGAGAUUGUGCCGCCGGCCGUGCAGACUGAGCUUCACACGCGACAAGGCCUCGCGCCCAUCGGGAUGCCCCUCGGGGAUUUCAUUGACUAA